This is a messenger RNA of Mollisia scopiformis, 674 nucleotides long. RefSeq lists its product as uncharacterized. NCBI's taxonomy places the organism in Eukaryota, Fungi, Ascomycota, Leotiomycetes, Helotiales, Mollisiaceae. The transcript has 2 exons. Bases 172 to 582 code for a protein of 136 amino acids. The record is from RefSeq and is a predicted model, not a curated record.
ACUGGCUGGUAUCUGCCGUGAAGACGGAGAAAGAUUGAAACGCGUAUUGGAAGAUAUGGAUGUGGAUGUCGUUGGCCUUCUCGUACAGUGGAGUACGGUCAAGUAUAUUGUCUGCCUGGCACUACCUUGCUUGUGAAUUCACGAGGCAAACCAGCCUAUCAAUGACGACUGAUGAAGCUCUGGGUCUUGGCAAGUAGACUGCGAAUGGCUCGGCUUCAGGAUCAGGCGAUCGAUAUGCUCGAGAUGAGGAUCCGCUUAGAUGACAUGCAGAUUGAGACGAAAUAUUUCGGGUUCGUCUAUAACAAUACAGUCCCAGGCGAUGCCCUACGCAGAUAUAUCAUCGAUUUCUGCGUAUCAAGCUCGUUUGAAAGCGGCGUCCAGGAUGUUUUUCCGUGGGAGCUUCGACAUGAUAUCUUCGAAGAAGAGCUGAUGAAGAAAGAAGUUGACUCGACUGGGAUACACGGAUAUCACGUCGUCGAAGAGAGCGGCGAAGUGAGUCGGAAGGAAAGGGCAAGGAACCAGAGUGGUCGACGUAAGGAAGGAGAUUAUCACUAUCAUAGCAUGGUUUUAGCCAAUUAUUAAAGACAGAAUACGUCGCAUAAGAAGCUCUGCGAUUGAUGGUCGACCUCAUCUGGUCCAAAGAUCUCGUACAAAGAGGGGCGUUUCCCGAGGAC